Molecule: messenger RNA, 6687 nt
Organism: Cladocopium goreaui
Lineage: Eukaryota; Dinophyceae; Suessiales; Symbiodiniaceae
Source: the annotation of a GenBank genome assembly
GGCCUGGCAUUCAAAAGUGAAGACGAGGUCUUCUCUUAUCAUGUGGGCCCUAUGAGAAGACCAAAAGAGAAAGAUGAGGUGAAGGAGGUGGAAGAGGCUUGGUCCCAGCCCGAACCGCCGGAGACUCCGCCGACCCCGAAGAAGAAGGGCCGCAGGAAGCAUCGCCGUAUAUCCGCGCAACAACGCUCAAGCGCAGGCAAUUUCUUCAGAUCCCUGGUGGGUUCCAAAGAGGAGUUGACGGUGGUGAAGGAACUGUCGAUCAAUUCGCAACAAUCUUCCAUCUCCAAAGCCUCGCGUCGUUGCUUGGAUGCAUGGGACUGGGGGAAUCCCCCAGCGGUUGGAUAUGCUUGGGAGUGGAGGUUCCGAAAAGACUUUGCGCAUGAGAUGUUGCACCUGCGAAUGAGAAAGGUAAAAAGGCUUUUGUUGACCCCAGUCAGUCUCGAUGUGAUUGGACUCGAAUUUUGGCUGGUCGACAAUAGGAAGUCGAGGGAGCCGAAAGAGCAGCAAGGGAAGCAAGAAGGGGUUCUUCCAACGCCUGCUACAGCGCAGACGCCCGAGCGUGGAGGACGACAUGGAAAACUGAGAUACGACCCGGCAGCCUAUCAGCUGGCUGCCAUGCGCGAACAGCAGAUGUUGUCCAAAGGAGGCCCUGCCAGCAGCUUGGUUUGGCGGUGCCGCGAGGAUCCGGAGGUGUUGGCGCUGAAAAACCAUGAGUUCAUGCCGUUGCCACCUGGGGAGAUGCUUCCGAAAGUUUGCAGAGGGGAAAAGAAACGCAAACCAUUGAAGUACAUGCGCAUCGACCAAUUCUUUUUGUUUCGCAGAGCAGCACGUUUGAGAUCACAGGCAAGUGAUGCACGGCCCCUUUUGAAAGUGGAGUUCACACCAGGUAAACAUCAUGAUGAUGUAGAUGUAGGAGAUGACCCUUCUGACAACGAACAGGAUGCAGAGCAGAUUUUGCCCAGAGAACCCAUCGAAUCCAAUGUGGAGCUGAAAUUACAUGUGAUUGUGGAAUGCAACUGGGGCAUGGAUCCUUCUGACUUGCCCACGAGAUACCUCCCGCCUGGUAAUUUGAGGAUGUUGCAUGUGCAGUGUGGCACUGAUGUUUCGCACUUGAGCUUCAAGUGGUACUCACAUUUCUGUCGGAGAUACAAAACGAAAUGGCGAAACCUCUUGAAAUUUUGCACUCCCACGAAUUUUCCUGCAUGUGAUGACUGCGCCGCAUACAAAGAUGCUUUUGAAGAUUCCUCAGAUCCAUUGGAUCGGUUCCAUGUGAGUCGACAGUACAAAGAGCAUCUAGAGUCUGUGGCUUCCGAUCGACAAUUGGAGAUGUACCUCCAGGAUGGAAUGGACCAGUCCAAAUGGGCGAUCCCCAGAUGCCGUCACCAGACUUUGACGAAACAAGUUGCCAAGUACGAGAAGGUGGCUUAUCUCAUGGAGAAACUGCAUCUCAAAGAAUGGCUUGGCACAGCCACUGUGCACGUAGAAGCUGUGACCACAGUCCGGGACUGGAAGUCAUGGUUGGAACAAGUGCCAAUCACAUACGCUGGUGGCAUCAAAGAGGAUGCCACUGGUGCUCACUGCUUUUUGUACAUGCGUCGUCGAGGACUGAUUCAGCCAUAUGUGAAAUUCAGAAUUGAGAACAUUGCCACCAGAUCCAGCUGCAGCUUGAUUCAAGCUGCUCAGAAUGUCACAGCCUUGGCCAGGAAACGAUCCAAUGCAAGUCUCGAGGAAGUGGAGGCUGAAAGCAGUGGUGGCACUCUUGUGACACCAGAGAAGCGACAUGGAUAUGAGUACUUUCAGGAGUCCCAGGCACAGAUCCUGAUGGGCAAGAACUACAUAUCGAAUGAAAGGAGUCCUGUUGCCCUGAAGCUGGCUGUUCAUGCAGCAGUGAGCCCAGCACAGCCUGACAGGAGAUCUUUCUUUCCAAAGACUGAUCUUGCGAAGCCCACUGGCGAUGACCCCAAGGGAUUCCGAUCAGUGAACAGCUCAAUGUCGUGGGCGUUGCUCAGCCUCGAAUCUGCUGCCAAGAAGAUGUUUCCAUCCUCCAAACCUUUGGGUGGCCGACAUGUUGACAUGCGAUGGGGUGUGGAGAUUGAGGAAUCAUGCCAGAAAAUCCUAGCCGGGACCUAUGGGACCUGUUGCUUUCAUGAUAUCAUGAGCCUUGGCCGUGGCAAGAAGACCUCAUGGUGCACCACCCAUAAGAACUUCUGCCCUGUGAGCGUUCCCAAGCAACAUGGUCGAGGGCCAUGCACUCCGUUCUCUCCCAUGGGACUUGGCGAGGGGGAGAAUGACGUGGUGUUUGAAUGCCACAAGAAGUACUACGAGACUGUUGGGGAUGUUGCAGAUUUGGCCAUCUGUGAAAACGUGAAGGAAUCCAAAUUGGAAGAAACCAUGUCUCGUUACCUUGGGGUAGCUUGGGAUGUCAAGGCUAGCUGUGUUGACCCCCGUCUGUUUGGCCUGGGGUGUGCCAGAGCUCGCUGCUAUGGGAUUGGCUGGAAGAAGUCUUCAUAUGAAUGGAGCAAACUUAUCAGCUUGGAAAGGGUACUAGGAGCACUCAAGGCUCAGCCAGUGAUGAAAGCUGAUGAUUACUUUUUUCUGACCAAGACCCCGGAGAUGAAACUGAGCCCUGCUGAAGAAGAGAACCGAAAGGCCUACAUGAAUUACUCUCGUGAUUGGCAGGUGGCAGACCUGUCCCAGUUGGUUCGAACUGGCCGUGGAAGGACGAACACUGUGGAAGGAUCGCCGAAGCUGAAGAUGAAUGAGGCCUCACCUGCUGCCUUAGCCAAAGCAGCAGGAACGCCACCAUCGGCGAGCAAGGCGUUGAAGACAGACUGCCUGGGCCCAUGGAGUAGCAAACUGCUAGCAUGUGCCCAGUCCUUUGAUCCAAUGCAAGACCAACACCCAGUCAGUUGGUUGCUGAACAACAUGGAUGUGAACUUGUGCCAGACUAUUCACCAAUGGGUGGCAGAAAUCUUAGAGGGUGAGCCUUUGCAACCGUCCAAUGUGAAAAUGCCGGACUGGGACGUGGCCGAGCUUUCUCCCUUCAAGGUGCCUCUCUUGGCCUUCACCAUGAAGGUGCCUUGCGAUGGCCUGCCAAUUCUGGAGGAUUGGAUGGUGCAUGCUUCGUCCAUUUGGGCGGUGGGAUACGAACCAUGGAGGGAGUCGGUAGAAAUGAAACCUGUGGAUGCCAGUCUACUGGGGCAGCCCUUGGAGUUUGGCUCCCUUGAAGUCACCAAAGGUUCGCCCCUGGAACUUCAGGUACUUGGAAAGACUAAAGGUCCAAGCAGAGAGGCAGAAGAAGUCACUGCUGCAGUUGUGCAUAGUGUUCCAUCGCCGUGCAGCGGAAAUCCAGCGGGAGCUGGGUUUCAAAAGGAUGGGGCGAACAUGACCUACUCUGAUGCAUGGCUGAAAGCCAUUGAAGAGUACAAUGGGUAUGGCUUUGCCAGUCGAGACCCCAAACAGCGCAUCGAUCGAACCCAAGCAAGUCUGAUGUUGGGCUUCAAGGUGGGAACUUGCGACCCGGUGUGGCAGCUAAUUGUGCAACAUCUCCAUGUGAACAAAUUUGAAGCUUCAGGAAAGGCACAGGUACUUCGUUUGCCGCCGGCUACUUGGAACCAGGAAGCUGAUGUUUCAUGUCUCGCAGGGGCAGUCCUGGAAAAGAUGCAAUCGUUCCGAGAUCCACAGAAUCUUCUCACCUUCCCAGGGGAGACGAUCAAGGCGGUCAUGAAUCGGUUCAUCGAAGGGGACUACCAUGAUGAGUUGAAAACAAUCGUGGAUGUGAAGGACCCCAUGAUUCGCUUGGAAGCCACCACCAUGUGGAUUGACAACCUACCGGAAUCCAAAAAACAGAAUGAUCCAAGCGUGCUCAGCCAGGCAGAUGGGAAGAUUGAUACCCUUGUCAAGUCCCAACAAAAGCUGGCGUUUGAAACCGAUUGUUUAUCUCUUGCAAGGGAUGCAAGCCAGCUUGCCACUCUCUACAAGGAAGAGCAGUCAUCUGAGAGGGCCAACCGGCUUGCGAAGGUCAUGCAUCUCAAGCAGGAGAACAGCUUGGGUUCCAACAUUGUCACCCAGCACAUGCUGCAGUAUUCCCAAGUCAUCUCUGGCCCGAAGAACGAUUUGUAUGCAGAAUUGGAGAAGUUCAUGCGAGCUGCCAAAGAUUGUGAUGCUGGUGUCGUUGUAUGGUUGGACUUCAUGAAAUACGGAGUUGUGUCAACUGCUGAGCUCAACAAUUCAGUUGACUUAGUAGUGAAAGCUUUGGGUGCCGUGCCUGACAAAGCUUGCUGCUUCGCAAUAGGGCCUCAGUUGUGCAGCGAGCGACGCAGUGGCCUACGAGACGAGUGGCGAAUAGAAGACAAAUUUGAUGCGAAGGCGGUGAAUGCCGAGCAUGUGUACUUGAGAUGUGAACCUCCACCAUCAGCCAAGCGUGCACCAAUUCAGUUUCCGGGGUGGCUAUGCAUGAUGGCUGACUGUGUGGAUAAUGCCUUCAGCACCUGUGCCCUUCUGCAAGACAGGAGCCCCCGCGACUUGAUUGCAUUCUUGCCUGAAUCGCAGUACGUGGUGCCCAUCAAGGACAGUUCUCUGACCGCGUCAGAAGGACACAGGUUUUGUGGCAGCAUGGCAGUUCCCCUUGAUGAUGCCAUCGUGCCUGCAGAAGAUGAUGUGGAGACACCGCAGCCACCUCCGCAGUGGACCUCAGAGCCAAAGAGCUUGGAGCAGCUGCUUGUGGCCCACCAGGCUUUGGAGCUCGACACCAAUGAGUUCUUGAUUUGUCAUGGCAAGUCAAGUUUCUUGAAGCCCGACAAGAUUGUCAAGAUGACACGUGAACAUGUUGGAACAGGUCAAUCGCGCACCGCCAUCCCUUUCACCUCCGGCUGGGGUCCAGGUGGUUCUAGCAAGUUUGGCAACCCCUGCUCGAGGACCAGAGCCCAAGCCAAAGGAGAGAGCUACCCGAAAGAGGACUUCUUCGUCGAAAAAGCCAGCAUCGAAGGUCGCAAAGAGCAUGAAGAAGGCGACUCUGAUGUUGAAAUGGAAGAGCUUUUUGGAGAUGAUCAUGGUGGCGAUUUGGAUUCUGAGGAAGAGCUGUCUGACCACCUCAACAGCCCGACCCUGGAGUUGCCUGGUCGUGGUGAUGAAGUUGAUGCCAAUGAGUCCAAAGACCCUGCUGAGCCAAAGAGCCUCAAAGCCGCUGGCGCUGAUGACAUGCGUGGUGCCUAUUGGGAUUUCAUCCACCAGGAGCAGAAAAAGUUGAAGAAGGAAUCCCCCGAGAUGAGUGGCAGGGAGAUCCUCAAGCUUGCUCGUGAGCGGUGGCUCACAUGUGAUGUGCGCAUGGCCAGUGUGAGCAAGUUCUCCAAGAGUGAGCAGAGCCGUGAUCCUUUGGCACACACCAUCCAGUGCCGUUGGGUGUCGGACAAUGAGCGAGUCGUACUCGAAAUGGCCUCGGAGAACUCCAAGAGCACCAGUGAUGCCAGCCCAUGUUCAAUCCGAGCCCUACUACAUGAACUUGAGGAAGCGAAUGUGGUGGACACCAAAAUCCAUUGCCAUCAAUGUGAACGACCAGGGCCCCAAGAUGCCAGCAAGUCAGGUGCUGACUACUUUCUGAUCAAGCCUGAGAAGAACAUCCCAACAUUUGCCUACACGCCAACGUUGUCAAACUUGAAGUUCUCUACGCUGGCAAGCAUCUUCACACGUGAGGUACGAAACCUCCGUGCUCCGCAGAUGAUGCCGCCGAUGGUCCUGGAAGACACGGCCGCCCGGUACGAAGACACGGCGCGUGACCCGGGGGAGACGGAAGACUUCAGUGGAGAGAUGCAGUCGACCACUGCCAGUUGGAGCUGGAGUAAACCCGGCUACAACUGGAGCAAAACCACUGGAUCCUUCACACAAUCGCGCGAGCCCACGAAGGACUGCGAGCUGCUUGUGCUUCUCCCAGGAGCCAUGGACCAAUCCAUCCAAUCCAUCGCGCGAUCCACCGACGAAGGAGCUUCGUUCGGAGGAAGUGACCUGACGGAUUUGGGUUCUUCGGAGCCACCUGGUUGGACGGUGAAAGCUCCCAAGCUCCCAGGGACACCUCAAAGGGAUGGUCCGGCCUUGCGCUACGUGCCGCCGCACGCGCGACCUCUGCCCAAGGGUGAGCGCUACGAUCCCUCACAGGCUGGCUCUAACUAUUUGCAGCAACUUCAGCUGAUGCAGCAAUCCUCCAAAGAUGCUUCCGCCAAAGACGCCUCUUCAAAAGACUCCUCGAAAGACUCCUCAAACCAGCGGCCAAGCAUCAUGAAGUUCAAACGCGCCGUGGAUCUCAUUCGCAAGUCGAAGCCUGAUGUGCGCGCAUCGCUGAAGAAUGAAAACAGUCGACCCAUCUCGGCAGCUUUGGACAAGAACAAUCGGCCCUUUUCGGCCACCUUCUCCGUAGCGUCGCUGGGCGCAGAGAUCAGCGCCUCCACUCCCGUCACCGCGCCCGCCCUGAGCGGCUCGGCGUCGGCGCCCCUGACGCGGCCGCGGCAGACUGUGAAGAAGGUGCCACAGCCUUCACAGACUUCGCAGGCGGAGCCAAGUCGACCCGAGACCACGGGACCGUCGGGACCGUUGGCACCGUCAGAGUCUCGAGAUGCUCAGCCCGGGACGUCAGGGCGUUUUUUUGUCUGGCGAGCCGACUCAGCUCUUCCCGCUGACCUUGUUGGGGACCUCUGA